Molecule: messenger RNA, 2305 nt
Organism: Gasterosteus aculeatus aculeatus (three-spined stickleback)
Lineage: Eukaryota; Metazoa; Chordata; Actinopteri; Perciformes; Gasterosteidae
Gene: slc38a5b
Product: solute carrier family 38 member 5b
Biological process (GO): L-histidine transmembrane transport; L-glutamine transport; serine transport
Cellular component (GO): plasma membrane
Molecular function (GO): glycine transmembrane transporter activity; L-glutamine transmembrane transporter activity
Source: RefSeq, a predicted model, not a curated record
AAACAAUUUCCAGGCCCUGUGUGUAUAAGACAUGUAGGAGCAGAGCAAUCCAGGUUAGAGGCCCAGCGCAGAAGUUCACAGCUAACUUGUUUUCUUUUUAUGGAGAUGAAGAGGAGUGCCUCUACAUAUGACAUCACAAGAAACUUGAAACCGUCAUUUGCAGUAGCCCUCCUACUCACUGCUUGCUCCCACAUUUGCUCCCCACUCCCUGAGUGUUCUGUUCUUCUCUGUGGGUCUUCAACAUCAGACCAUGGGACUAUUUUCACAAACCCCACCUCUGAUUCCAGGACUUCACCACACAAGUCCCCCCCUCUGCUUUAGAGGGGUCCUGUUUCCUGCUAUACAGAUUUAUCCUUUCAAUCCCUUUUCAUUCUUUAAAAUGAUUCCAUCUCACUGAAUCGUCCCAGUCAUAAGUAUGGAGCUGCAGAAGCUUUCCAAUGGAAAUCACCACUGUGACGAGGAUGCACCUGUGGAGGGAGGAAUUGCACCAGAAGAAGAAAAGUUCCUGCAGCAGAGUGAUGGAUCAAAGAGACCUCAGUUCACAGAUUUUGAGGGUAAAACCUCCAUUGGGAUGUCUGUCUUCAAUCUGAGCAAUGCUAUCAUGGGCAGCGGCAUCCUUGGUCUGUCAUACGCCAUGUCCAACACCGGCAUCGUCCUUUUCCUGAUCCUGCUAACAUGUAUUGCCUGUCUGUCCUGUUACUCCGUCCAUCUGCUUCUACGUAGUGCUGGAGUUGUGGGUAUUCGUGCCUAUGAGCAGCUUGGCAUGAGAGCUUUUGGUCAUCCAGGGAAGAUCAUUGCAGCAGUCGUCAUCACAUUGCAUAACAUUGGAGGCAUGUCCAGUUACCUGUUCAUAGUCAAAUCUGAGUUACCUCUGGUCAUCCAAGCCUUUCUUGGCCAAACAUCCAGCUCUGGCGAAUGGUUCAUGAAUGGAAACUACCUGAUCAUCAUCGUCACUCUCUGCAUCAUCCUCCCAUUGGCCCUGAUGAAACACCUGGGGUAUCUUGGCUAUACCAGCGGCUUCUCUCUGUCCUGCAUGGUCUUCUUCCUCUCUGCGGUUAUUUACAAGAAAUUCAACAUUGCUUGCCCUCUUGAAGUGUUUGGCAACUACUCUGUGAACGCAGCUGUCUCAGAGGACACAUGUGCUGCAAAAUUCUUUACCAUCAACCAAGAGACAGCGUAUACUAUCCCCAUCCUGGCAUUUGCUUUUGUUUGUCACCCUGAAGUGCUUCCCAUCUACACUGAACUGAGCAACCCAACCAAGAGAAGAAUGCAGAGUAUUGGCAACAUUUCCAUCCUGGGCAUGUUUGUUAUGUACUCCUUCACCGCCACAUUUGGCUAUCUGACCUUCUAUGAGAACACUGAAGCAGAGCUCCUCCAUACCUACAGUAAGGUGGACCCUCUGGACACUCUCAUCCUAUGUGUCCGUGUGGCCGUCCUGGUGGCCGUCGCUCUGACUGUACCGGUGGUCUUAUUUCCUAUCCGUCGGGCCCUUCUGCAGCUGCUGUUUCCAGGGAGACCCUUCCACUGGCUACGUCACAUCGCCAUCGCCAUGAUCCUGCUCUUUGUGGUCAACCUGCUGGUUAUCCUCGUCCCCAACAUCCGAGACAUCUUUGGCAUUACUGGGGCAACCACUGCUCCCAGUCUGAUAUUCAUCCUUCCUGGACUGUUCUACAUUCGCAUCAUCCCCAUUGACCAGGAGCCAUUGAACUCGAGACCAAAGAUUCAGGCUGCGUGUUUCACAGCCCUGGGUUUCAUAUUCAUGAUCAUGAGCGUGACAUUCAUCGGGCUCGACUGGAUGAGCGGAGAAAAGCGAAAUAUCGGCGGCCACUGAAGCGUCCCUGCAGCCCCCCAGCAGCCCACUGCUGCACCCCUCCUCCAGCAGCAGGGAUGAGAGGAGCCCCGUCUUGACCCGUGACCCACCCAGGUCAACAUAUGCACCAUCCGCCACAGGUGGUGUUCUUCGAUCUACACAACGUGGGUGUCUGUCCUAACGGCGACUAGAUGUGGUGUAUAUUCAUCAACCAGGGUCCAUAGGGAACAUGUGUUCAGUAGAUAACAUUUAUUUGCUUGAUAAAAAUACAAUUUAUUUUAAAAUAGGUCCCAUCAUUUUGUUGUUAUAAACAAAUAUUGAUUUGUAUAAAGUAUUGUGUACUUUGAUUCUGCACAGCAAUAUUUGGUCAAAUUAUUUUGGUCAUCAGCCAAAGCCAGACAUAAUGUGAAUGCAACUGCAAACUAAUUCAUUUUGGAAUUUAUUCUGGAUAGCAUAUGUGGGUAUUAUUCAAUAAACAAUCAACAAAAGAGACAA